Phycomyces blakesleeanus NRRL 1555(-) is the source of this 1422-nucleotide messenger RNA. RefSeq lists its product as hypothetical. Bases 1 to 1422 code for a protein of 473 amino acids. Gene Ontology annotation, molecular function: guanyl-nucleotide exchange factor activity. The record is from RefSeq and is a predicted model, not a curated record. The transcript has 6 exons. Lineage: Eukaryota; Fungi; Mucoromycota; Mucoromycetes; Mucorales; Phycomycetaceae.
AUGACUGGCAGUGACAUCAAAGUCCCGUCCCUGGUCAGCGACAAUUCGAGUACGACUGGAACUAGUCUAGAUAUCCUGGCAUCAUCAAUCCUCAACCAAACCUACCCACAGCCAUUUUUUACACCCGACAAAUUUGUGGACGAUCCACCAAGGUUACUUUCGAAACAUUCGUCUCGGUACAGUCUUUGUGAAGAUGAUAUGUAUCCAGUCGAAAUCAUUGAUGAGCUGUAUGAUUUCUUUGGGUAUGACAUUCACUCACUAGAUAUCGACGAGACCCAAUAUCGCUAUCGUCAAUCAGUCGUACAAAGGUUACUUGACUCCGAGGCAGAGUACAAUGCGAAGCUCAAAGUAGCACUAGAUCGCUUCAAAAUGCCGCUCCAAGCUCUUUCUAGACGCCAGUCCUCGCACCAACAUGGAAGCGCAACAACUCUCUCAUUUCUUGCCACAUCUAUAUCCAAGCCAUCAUUACUCCGCCUACAAGAUAUCGAGACCCUGUUCGGGAAUCUAGACGAAAUACACAUGUCUAGUUCAGAUCUUAUCCAAAGUCUAGAAGAAAGAUUUUGUGUGUGGGGGCCAACCCAACUCCUGUCGGACAUUCUCCUGUCAAUGGCAAGUACACACAACUUUAUCUCUUUAAUGUCUUGGUUACAUGUGGUGUGCAAUAUACCAAAAUUACGCGCAUAUGCGGUAUAUCUCGAAAACUACAAAAAAUCCAUGCUAGUCUUGGAGCGCUUAGAAAAGAAUCAACAGACAAAGAAGUACCUAGAGCACUCUACAGUCGAAUUUGGAACUUUGCAUUUACACACAUUAUUAGAACAACCACUGUAUACUAUCUCACGCUAUGCGGAUAUCCUGGAAGAUCUCCUAAAGCACACGGACCCCCAGCAUCCCGAUGCAGUCCGACUUACUCAAUGUUUCGCACGGGUGGCCCGUGUUGAGUCUGGUCUCGCUGCACCAAUACAAAGAUGCCAUUUAUUGAACCAAGUCGUACGAUUAAGUAUUCAGUCACGCCAAGGCUUUUUGCUCACGGACGCACCACGGAUAAUUGUCAAACAAGGCGAGCUUUGGAAUCUGCAUCGACACCUGGAUCGACGUGUUUAUGUACUGAUGAGCGAUAUGUUGUUGUAUUUCAAACCACGAGCUGAGGACAACCACAACCUCCUGCAGUACAAAGGCAAAAUUGAUCUGGCCUGUGCCAUGGUUGGAAAACUAAAGGCCGACAAGGUCCAGUAUGGGAUCGACAUCACAAUCCACCACAGUGACCCAUCCUGCGCCUACUCUGAGGACAUCAAUGCCCUCCUCAGUGCGUCUGGUUCAUCACCACCCCAGCACCAUUAUCUAAAGGCCAACAGUGAAGAAGAACAACGGGUCUGGAUUGAAGCCAUACAAUCUGUCAUUUUAAGAUUACAACGUCGUAAUUAG